Molecule: messenger RNA, 1252 nt
Organism: Camellia sinensis
Lineage: Eukaryota; Viridiplantae; Streptophyta; Magnoliopsida; Ericales; Theaceae
Product: xyloglucan endotransglucosylase protein 1
Biological process (GO): cell wall biogenesis; xyloglucan metabolic process
Cellular component (GO): cell wall; apoplast
Molecular function (GO): xyloglucan:xyloglucosyl transferase activity; hydrolase activity, hydrolyzing O-glycosyl compounds
Source: RefSeq, a predicted model, not a curated record
UAAAAUUUGAAUUUUAUAACAUUUUCCUUAUUGUCUCACUCACUUACCUCUACACCUUCCUUCUUAGUUUCAAACUCAUUGCCCCAAACUUCACACCGAUAUAAAUGUAACCAAAGAGCUUCAUUUUACUCCAUCAAAAACCAAAAGCUAGCCUCUCCAAAGCCCAAGAAAACAAAACCACACUUCAUUCAAUAGUUCCACUUUCGACAACCACCACACCUAACAUCAACCAAUGGCUUCAUCAGUGUUGCUAAUGAUAUCUCUUGUAGUAAGCACUUUGUUCAUUGUUGUCUCCGCUAGCAACUUCUAUCAAGAUUUCGACAUCACUUGGGGCGAUGGUCGUGCUAAGAUACUCAACAAUGGGGAGCUUCUUACUCUCUCACUUGACAAGCCCUCUGGCUCGGGUUUCCAAUCCAAGAAUGAGUACCUCUUUGGCAAGAUUGACAUGCAGCUCAAGCUCGUUGCAGGAAAUUCUGCUGGCACCGUUACUGCUUACUAUUUGUCAUCACAAGGAUCAACACACGAUGAGAUAGACUUUGAGUUCUUGGGGAAUUUGAGUGGUGAUCCAUACAUUCUUCACACCAAUGUAUUUAGCCAAGGCAAAGGCAACAGAGAGCAACAAUUCUACCUAUGGUUUGACCCCACUGCCGAUUUCCACACCUACUCCGUCCUCUGGAACCCCCAACGCAUCAUCUUCUCAGUAGAUGGAACACCCAUUAGAGAGUUCAAGAAUGCAGAGUCAGUUGGUGUUCCAUACCCAAAGAACCAACCCAUGAGGAUAUACUCCAGUCUGUGGAAUGCUGAUGAUUGGGCAACAAGAGGUGGACUUGUGAAGACUGAUUGGACUCAAGCUCCAUUCACUGCUUCAUACAGAAACUUCAAUGCCAAUGCUUGCAUUUGGUUUUCUGGAUCAUCCUCUUGUUCUUCUUCAUCUUCUAAUAGCAAUGCAUGGUUCUCAGAACAGUUGGAUUCCACAAACCAAGAGAGAUUGAAAUGGGUGCAGAAGAACUACAUGAUAUACAAUUAUUGCUCUGAUGUGAAGAGAUUUCCUCAGGGCCUCCCACCAGAGUGUAACAUGUCCUAGAGAAGUGAAACUCACACUCACUAUUGCUCAAUUUUUCCACUGCCACUGUAUUGUAUUUAUGAUAUUCUUUUGUAUGUAACUCGCACAAUUCAAUAAUCUUAUUUGUGGUUGUUGUGAUAAUUCUUGAAAUCAAUAAUAGGGAUUUCUGUUUUCUAUAUUCGUCCAAAA